AUGGAGCCGCUGGCGUCUGCACCAGCCGGAACUUCCUCUGCCUCGUCUGGCACCGUGCCGUCGGCUACGCCGAAUGGUCAAGGUGGCCAGGCGGGUGCUUCGGCAGCUCCGAAACAUCCACCGCCGCUCUUUGCGUUGCGAGACUUUCUGAGUCAAGACGGCGUGGUGUCUCUUCCCAAAUCCCGUGUCGUGGACGUUGGCGCCAUGUUUCUAGACGAGGCCGAGGAAGUUUGGCGGCCACUGCAAAGGAGAGGCCACUGCGAGUCCGUGGUAGGUUUUGAGCCGUGCUCAGAAGAGUGUGAUCGGCUCAACACCUUGAUCGACAGCUUGAGUGCAGAUGGUGAGUCUGGGGCAGGUACCGACUCCUGUGUCUUUAAAUUUUUGCCUUGGGCUUUGGGUGAUGGCUCUAGGGGCCAGUUCCGACGAUGCUCUGCAGCAAUGACUUCUUCAAUGCUAGAGCCAAACAUCCCAUUGCUGCGUCGCUUCGUGCAGCUGGAGGAGGUCACAACUGUGGUGGAGCGUACCGAGAUGGAAACGAGGAGGUUGGAUGACCUCCUCCCCCAGAUCCCAGGAAGAGGAGUGGACUACUUGAAGAUUGACGUACAGGGCUUCGAGCUGUCAGUACUGAAGGGAGCUGAGCAGGCGCUCAAGGAGGUCUUGGUGAUUCACACAGAGGUGGAGUUUGUCGAUAUGUACGAGCACCAACCACUUUUUGCAGAUGUGGACAGCUUCCUUCGGGGCCUUGGUUUUGUCUUCCAUCGCUUCGUUUCGCUGCAUGGAAGGCCAAUGAAACCUUUGCACCUUUCGGCGAACCCUUUGCAACCCAUCUCCCAGCAACUCUGGGCCGAUGCCGUCUAUGUCCGCGACCUCUGGGAACUUCAGACUCACUCAAAAGAUCAGCUCUUGAAGCUUGCGCUGAUCCUGCACGAGAUUUAUCACUCCUAUGACGUGGUGCUACAUGUUCUGCAGAAGUACGAUGCGGCUUUGGGAAAAUCAUACUUAGACAGAAUCCUGAACGCCAAGUGCCAUGGGCCUGGUGGCGACAGGGCAGUGAACAUCAUUGGAGUGCCAGAGGGGCUGGAGGAAGCGAUCGUGUGGACGGUGCAGGUAGUACGAGCGUCUCAUGCCAAGGUUUGGUUUAGAAGAUGGGCAGAAAGAAGCAACGCCGAGAGGCUUUGGCAAGAGCAGGCUCCGUCACCGAAAAGUUGGCAGGUCGAACAACAGAACCAUCAGGAUGCUUGUAUGGGAAGCGUGCCCAUGAUGCAGAACAUGCCGGCUGCGCUGACGUGCAAUUUGAUGGGACUGCCUGGCGGCAUGGGGAUGGGCGGAAUGGUGAUGCCGGCAAUGGGCGCCGCUGGCAUGUGGGGAUUCGCCACUAGCGAGGACUUCGCAAGAGGCUGCGAGGGCUGCGACUCCUGCGAGUCGAGCAUGGCGAGCUGCCACGGGCGCGGCAACUUCCGCAAGGGAGAAAUGGGCGGAGGUUGUGGCAUGGAGGCUGCCAACCUUGUCAUGCACGUCAUGGACGACAUGCCCUCCUUCGUCACACAAGAUCCUCGCAGCUACGUGAUGCAGUGCGCUGUGCCUACCAGUAUGGCAGCAACCCUGCAGCAGAAGGCUAUGCACGUGAUGAAACUUACCUCCAGCAGAAUUACUUUCGUUGGUGCUACGUGCUUCUACCUCAUGAUCUUCCAGGGGCCGUUGUUCAACGUUUGCGCCAGCUACAUGCUGAUGAUGAGGAGGUACCUGGAGAUUGAAAGGAAUGGGUUUUGA
Messenger RNA from Symbiodinium sp. CCMP2592, 1770 nucleotides. Lineage: Eukaryota; Dinophyceae; Suessiales; Symbiodiniaceae. The record is from the annotation of a GenBank genome assembly.